GCAGAAGUUGGAUGUCCUCAGCUCUCAGGCUAAGGUGGCAGGGCACCGCGCCGUGAUCGAGGCCUCCUAUUCCUUCGGCCGUUUCCACACUGCUGAGAUGACGGCUGCAGGCAAGUACCCACCCUCGCAGACCUUCGUCCUGGGUUGCGGCGUCGCCGGGCUGGCGGCCAUCGGAACGUCCAAAGCCAUGGGCUCCGUCGUGCGGGCCUGGGAUGUCCGCGAUGUCUCCGACCAGGUCCACUCCAUGGGCGCCAAGUGGGUCAGCGUGGACUUCAAGGAGAGUGGCGAGGGCCAGGGCGGUUACGCCAAGGAAUCCUCCGAUGCCUUCAAGAAGGUGCAGCAGGAGACUUUCAAGAAAGUCCUCUCCGAGUGCGACAUCGCCAUCUCCACAGCCGCCAUCCCUGGGCGACCCUCGCCUCUUCUGAUCACCAAGGACGCCGUGUCCGCCAUGCGUCCGGGGAGCGUCGUCGUGGAUCUUGCGGCGGCUGGUGGCGGCAACUGUGAGUUGACGAAGCCGGGGGAGGUCUACACCACCCCCAACGGUGUGACCAUCAUCGGAUACUCUGACAUGCCGGCGCGCAUGUCCAACCAGGCCAGCACCAUGUAUGCGCAGAACAUGUGCAACCUGCUGCGCCACAUCCACGGCAAGGAAAAGGCCGGCGCGUUCAUGAAGAACCUGCUCGGGGCUCUGGAUGCAGGCGAGGAGGGAGACAUCGUGUCCCGAAGCAUCGUCUGCAGCAGAGACGGGCAGCUGGUGAAGAUGCCUCCCCCCCCUCAGCCCACGCCGGUGAAGCCAAAAGCCGCGGCGCCGACGGCCGACAAGAAGGCGGCAGCCAAGCAGGAUCCAAUGAAGGCUGCCCUGAUUGGGGCCGUGGCCCUGACGAUUGGCGUCGGAUGCAUGCUCGCCAUGGGCGAAGGCGUGAAGACCUCGUUGCUGACCACUUUCCUGCUGGCCGGGGCUGCAGGGUAUCAGGCGGUCUGGGGUGUCGCGCAUGCGCUCCACACCCCGCUGAUGUCGGUGACGAACGCGAUUUCCGGGUGCACGGCCAUCGGAGGGCUCCUGUUGCUGGAGAAGACCGACUCCGGGUUCGCCUGGUUCCUGGCGGCCCUUGCGGUGCUCGUCUCUGCCGUCAACAUCUUCGGUGGCUUCGUCGUGUCCCAGCGCAUGCUGGACUUGUUCAAGAAGCCGGGUGACAAGGAUUUCUCAGGAAUGAUGCUCUUCCCCGGAGUUGUCUUCCUUCUGGUUGCCUUGACCCGCCCAGAGUUGCUGAAGACCGUCACCACCGUCUCUGCCCUGCUCUGCGUGGCCGCCAUCGGCGGACUCGCCACGAUGUCCACGGCUAACAUGGGCUGCAAGUUCGGAAUUGUGGGAGUAUUCGGUGCGAUGGUGGCCACGAUGGUGGAUCUUUCUGAGGAGAACCUGGUGGUCAGCUCCAUUCUGCUGGCCAUCGGCGCCACAGCAGGCACCACCCUGGGUAUGAAGGUGUCCCCCAUCGCCCUUCCCCAGACA
Molecule: messenger RNA, 1510 nt
Organism: Symbiodinium sp. CCMP2456
Lineage: Eukaryota; Dinophyceae; Suessiales; Symbiodiniaceae
Source: the annotation of a GenBank genome assembly